This is a messenger RNA of Malus domestica (apple), 968 nucleotides long. Lineage: Eukaryota; Viridiplantae; Streptophyta; Magnoliopsida; Rosales; Rosaceae. The record is from RefSeq and is a predicted model, not a curated record.
AAACAAAAUAUUUGAAAUGACAAAAAUACAAAGGAAUGGCGAGCAAAGACAGAGUACCGCGAGAUUGUGAGCUUCUCAUUCCGGUGGCCGACUCCGGCGGCGAAGAUGCAUCGUCCAAACCCUCCUCAUCUUCCUCCUCCUCCCACCACACAGGCCACGAGUGUGUCCUAUUUCCAAUAGCGAUCACUUUCUAUAUCGCGUGGUGGUUUAUUUACUUUGUGGAUAGCUUCUUCUCUCCAAUCCAUGCUCAACUUGGAAUCAACAUUUUUGGAAAAUCAGGAGAAGGGGAUUAAUUAGCCUUUCGCUCUCUCCAAAUGGUAAAGGCCAACGCGUCCGGCUGAAUGUGGCCUGAGAAAGUGGAUUGAUGAUCAGGAGACAAAGAAAGACAUGCGAAGGAUAUGCAAAGGCCCGCAAGAGGAUCAUCGUCCAUUGACUGUCACUGACCGCUGGAUCCUGUGGCUGCCGCUGGAGAAGUACUGGGAGAUUAUGAGGACGUGGUCGAGGUUGAGAGUGACGCUGUCGUGAGUGAGGCCGAAUAUGACGGCCUGCAGGGAGAGUAUCAAGAGACAAGGAAAGACGUAAAUGCGCUAGGCCCAGAGGAUCAUGAUCAUGUACUGUUAUUGGGAGUCGUCGUUUCUUCGUGGUCGUAACAAUCACUUCACCCAUAGAAUUCCAAAGUUUUGACUUGAAGGAGGAUGAAGAGGAAGCUUCGUGGGCUGUAUGGCGGUAUCCACCCUUAUGGCACUGCAGUGGUUCAGAUUAAGACUGAAAAAUAUGGCAGUGGUUGUGGUUGUGGUUGUGUUUGUGUCGCUGAAUCGAUGACACUGAGAUACCUAAACCCAAGUCAAGAUCCUGACAAAAACAAAAGUUUAUGAUAUAAUAAUGUUUAGUUAGUGACUUGAGAAGGAAGGGGAUCCUCUCCGGAUCUCUUCCUCCAAAGUUCAUAUAUCAAGUGAUUCGGGCUCUUG